AGUUCUGGGCCAGGUCUCAGCUCCAUUUAGUUACAACUGGACCUCCGCCGGCUCUACAACGAAAUUUAUUUAUUUGCUCCAAGUUACUUGUUCGGUGGGCGAAGAAAAAGCCAUAAAAUAGUGCUUUCCGAAUCAGGUGCAGGACCACCAUGAGCGCAAUCGAGUGUCCCGGGGCGGUGGAGAAGAGGGCUCGCCCGCGAAGAUAUACGCUGGGCGAGUUGUGCCGGUUGCUCAGGGACGCCGCCCUGACCCGAUUCCUUGGCCGGAUGGUGCUCUGUCACGAUCCCAGGCUGUGCGCCCUCUCGCUGAUCCUGGGCCUCGUGGUCCUCGACUUCCUGGCCCGACACUCGCUGGCCCAGCUGCUGGGCAUGGCCUGCUCGACGCUCCUGUUCCACGGACUCUUGUACUGCGUCCUCCGGAGGUAUGUCCGCUUUCUGCCCUACGAGGAGCUCAUCGUCAGGCGGAUCAACUCGUCCUGGUCCCGCGGCUUGGGCAUCCACGUGGCCAGCGGCCUGGCCCACUGCAUCAACCGCUGCGUGGCCACCGCCCAGUUCCUGCUCUUCGGACCGGACAUCCGCGCCAGCCUCCUGCUGGGGCUGGUGCUGCUGGAAGUGCGCUCCGUCCUGCGCUGGAUAAGCUUCUCCACUCUGAUCAAGAUCGGAAAUAAUUGUUCCCCCAUAGCCUACUGCAUGGCAUUUGCCCUGCCGAAACUGUGGGAGGCCCUUCUUCUCUACCUGGACCUGCAUCCCUUUGUGAUCCGUCACCGCCUGCUGGUCCAACUGCUGCAGAGCUUUUUAAGCAAGGAAUUUAUCUUCGGGCUCCUCGAGGAGUUGGGCAAGGAAGUGGACCUCUAUAGUGCAAGGUACUUCGAGCUGCGAGCAGAGGAAAUUCCAGAGGAAGCUGACAAUGGGAGGCCGAAAAGUGGCGGGGGAAUCGAAAGGGAAUCGGGGAUCGAAGGACAGUCAUCUGAGGACUGAGUCAUCUCCCAAAGGUUUUUGUUUUUCGUUACUCAUUAGUUCUGUUUAAAUUUGUUCGCCGUUUCCGCACAAGCCAGGUACAAUGCUGAAAAUAUCCAAUAAUAAUGUUAUACAAUAUAUUAAUAAUAUGAUAUACACUUAUUACACGUUAAAAUUUCCGUUUUCA
Molecule: messenger RNA, 1143 nt
Organism: Drosophila biarmipes
Lineage: Eukaryota; Metazoa; Arthropoda; Insecta; Diptera; Drosophilidae
Exons: 2
Coding region: 150-977 (275 amino acids)
Source: RefSeq, a predicted model, not a curated record